Messenger RNA from Saccostrea cuccullata (small rock oyster), 952 nucleotides. Its product is annotated as chymotrypsin B-like. Bases 97 to 921 code for a protein of 274 amino acids. Gene Ontology annotation, biological process: proteolysis. The transcript has 6 exons. The record is from RefSeq and is a predicted model, not a curated record. Lineage: Eukaryota; Metazoa; Mollusca; Bivalvia; Ostreida; Ostreidae. Gene Ontology annotation, molecular function: serine-type endopeptidase activity.
UGGAAUGAGUGGAGUGACAACAGAAGUAAAAGAUUGUGUAUAAAAUAAUGACGAAAAAUAACUAGGAUACCUUGGUAACAAACUGAUAGUGUCGACAUGGGGAUCUUACAGACGCUCCUAAUUCUGUCUUUUAUUUUAAAUGGAUCAUCAGGGAAAAACCAUCCAUGGAAACAUCCCGUUCUCUCACCUCGAUCUUCGACUCAACCCCCGAGACAACGCAUAAUUGGUGGAUCCACCUCCAUACCACAUUACUGGCCUUUCAUGGCCUCACUCCAAACCCACGACGGGUUCCACUUCUGUGGUGGGGUUCUGGUGGCGACCAAAUGGAUUCUCACAGCGGCUCACUGUCUGGACGGACAGAGUGCUCAGUCCUUCCGUGUUGUAAUGGGGGAGCAUGACCUUUCAACAAACGAGGGAACAGAACAAUUCAGGAACCUCAGCUCCAUACACAUGAAUCCCUUCUACGACAUCCAUCAUUCCGAUUUUAACUUCUACCUCCCUAACGAUGCCGCUCUUUUAGAACUGAGUCAGCCUGUGGUAGAGAACCCUAACGUUCGAGUAGCUCUAUUACCUACAAAGUGUGACGACUUCACCGGGCAGGACUGCUUUGUCAUAGGCUGGGGGAAGACGCUGGAUUCAGAUCAUUCCAAUCUUCUUCAAGAAUCCACCAUGACGGUCAUUGAAACCAAUCUGUGCAGCACUACCUGGGGGAGCUACGUUUACUACGACAGUCUGUGUGUCAUCAGCUAUGGCAGCACACCCUGCUCUGGUGACAGUGGUGGCCCCCUGAUCUGCCUGGACCGUUCCCAGUACGUGAUAGCUGGGGUGUCCUCCUGGGGAGACCUGGAUUGUGGGUACCACCCCUCUAUCUACACCAAAGUCUCGGAGGUCCUCUCCUGGAUCCAUGACAUUACUAAGUAAAUGUUGUGUACCAACACAGGGAAAUGGACUA